AUGGGUAAAGCUAACGGCGAAGACAGCAUUAUUGUUAAAGUAAAGUAUGACACGCCUACAGAAUCGAUGGCUAGGAAUUUUUACCUGCCGUCGAAGGUUAGACUAGAAGACUUGGAGUAUAAGAUUCGCGAACGCUUCGAGAUAACAAGUGAUCUUAAAGUGGAACUCUGUUAUGUAGACGAAGAUGGAGACAGAAUCAUGAUCACUCAUGAUGAUGACAUGUUGCUCGCACUGAGCCAAGAGAGAAAACCUACAUUUGAACUGUUGGUUAAGUCCAAGGUAAGCGAAGAAAUGUGUCUUUAUCCUGAAAGCGCAAAGGGCCAACCGGGCGAAGCAAUUGAAGUAUGGAUUGCUGCUCAAUAUCUUACUAUUGCAACUGCAACGAGAGAAGAUUCAAAGGCAUGGGGAACGUUUAUAUACACAGACGAUUCCGACGUUCUCAAGGCCUUGGUUCAUGCGGACAAGAUCUGCCUCGCUCAUGUUCCACCUCCCUUUAACGUAAUUGCUACGAUUCGCUUCCUCCCUGGUUGCGUAUCUUAUGUUGGUUCCACUCGUAACGACAUAACAACUCAGAGUUAUGAUAGUUAUAGCACGAGCUAUGUAAUCGAACAUGUAAGACUAGUUCCAGCUAUGGCCCGCGCUAACAAGCGUAAAUGA
This is a messenger RNA of Paraglomus occultum, 657 nucleotides long. Lineage: Eukaryota; Fungi; Glomeromycota; Glomeromycetes; Paraglomerales; Paraglomeraceae. The record is from the annotation of a GenBank genome assembly.